Molecule: messenger RNA, 2022 nt
Organism: Menidia menidia (Atlantic silverside)
Lineage: Eukaryota; Metazoa; Chordata; Actinopteri; Atheriniformes; Atherinopsidae
Source: the annotation of a GenBank genome assembly
AUGCAGCGUGUGAUCUGGAAAACGAGGCAGAGCAUGCGCACACCCCCCGUGAGCCAGCGCGAGAACAAAAUGGCCCCGAAUUCCAUCCACUGGUUCCGGAAAGGACUCCGGCUCCACGACAACCCGGCCCUGCAGGAGGCCAUCCAGGGGGCCGGCACCGUGCGCUGCGUCUACUUCCUGGACCCGUGGUUCGCAGGCUCCUCCAACGUCGGGGUCAACCGGUGGAGAUUUCUCCUCCAGUGUUUGGAGGAUCUAGAUGCAAGUCUCCGGAAGCUCAACUCCCGCCUUUUCGUGAUCAGGGGCCAGCCAGCCAAUGUGUUCCCCCGGCUCUUUAAGGAGUGGAAGAUCUCCCGGCUGACCUUCGAGUACGACUCGGAGCCUUUUGGAAAGGAGCGGGACGCCGCAAUCAAGAAGCUGGCCACGGAGGCCGGGGUGGAGGUCAUCGUCAAGAUCUCACACACCCUCUAUGACCUAGACAAAAUCAUAGAGCUGAAUGGAGGGCAGCCUCCGCUGACGUACAAGCGUUUCCAGACCCUCAUCAGCCGCCUGGACCCCCCUGAGAUGCCCGCGGAGGCUUUGUCGGACACUAUAAUGGGCCAGUGCGUCACUCCCAUCUCUGACGACCACGGGGACAAGUACGGGGUCCCGUCUCUGGAAGAGCUGGGCUUCGACACAGAGGGCCUGCCGUCGGCCGUCUGGCCAGGAGGGGAGACCGAAGCCCUGACCAGGAUAGAGCGCCAUCUGGAGAGAAAGGCCUGGGUGGCUAAUUUCGAGCGUCCCAGGAUGAAUGCCAACUCGCUGCUGGCCAGCCCCACGGGCCUCAGCCCCUACCUGCGCUUCGGCUGCCUCUCCUGUCGCCUCUUCUACUUCAAGCUCACUGACCUCUACCGCAAGGUGAAAAAGAACAGCUCCCCCCCACUCUCCCUGUACGGUCAGCUGCUCUGGCGCGAGUUUUUCUACACGGCGGCGACCAACAACCCGCGCUUCGACAAGAUGGAAGGCAACCCCAUCUGCGUCCGCAUCCCGUGGGACAGAAAUCCCGAAGCGCUUGCUAAAUGGGCCGAGGCGAAGACAGGCUUUCCCUGGAUCGAUGCCAUCAUGACUCAGCUGAGGCAGGAGGGCUGGAUCCACCACCUGGCCAGGCACGCCGUGGCCUGUUUCCUCACCAGAGGGGACCUGUGGAUAAGCUGGGAGGAAGGGAUGAAGGUUUUCGAGGAGCUGCUGCUGGACGCCGACUGGAGCGUGAACGCCGGCAGCUGGAUGUGGCUGUCCUGCAGCUCCUUCUUCCAGCAGUUCUUCCACUGCUACUGCCCCGUGGGCUUCGGCCGGCGCACCGACCCCAACGGGGACUUCAUCAGACGAUACUUACCUGUCCUCCGAGGUUUCCCUGCUAAGUUCAUCUACGACCCCUGGAACGCCCCGGAGUCCGUGCAGGCAGCAGCCAAAUGCAUCAUAGGCGUCCACUACCCAAAGCCCAUGGUCCACCACGCAGAGGCCAGCCGGCUCAACAUCGAGAGGAUGAAGCAGAUCUACCAGCAGCUGAGCCGAUACCGGGGGCUGGGCCUGCUGGCGUCAGUACCAUCCACCAAUGGAAACGGGAACGGAGGAAUCAUGGCCUACUCUCCAGGAGAGCAGCAGCCAGGGACCAACAACAACAACUCGCACAUGGCCGGAGUGUCGGGGAGCUCGGUUGGAGCUAGUAACGGCAGCGGAAGCAUCCUGCUCAACUUCGACAGCGAGGAGCAGUCGGGGCCAAACGCUGCCGGGAAGCCCCAGCGCACGCCAGCGCCGCAGCCCAGUCCGAAGAAGCAGCAGCAGCAUGGAUACCACUCAGUGCCAGACGCCAGCAGCCGACCCUACCACGAGUUCGCCGUGCCUCAACACCCAGGCCAUUCAGGACUCCUCCUGCACAGCCGGGGCGGCAGCUCGGGGAAGCGGGAGCGCGAGUCGGAGUGCGAGGGGUCGGGGGAGGACGACUCCUGCUCCGUGCACAAGAUGCAGAGGCAGAGUGCCAAGACCUAA